CUUUACGAUGUCUGCGCGACAUAUGCUAUGGAACAGUAAUUGUGGUUUAUUUCUUUGUAAAACUUUCUGUGUAUUAUUUUUACUACUUUGUUUCGAGUUCAGAAUAGUGAAUCCAUAUAAAUUAGAUAAAGUGGUUAUAUUUAGCAGGCACAGUGUAAGAACUCCUUCGAGCUAUGACCUUGAGCACAUAACACCUCACAAGUGGCCGGAUUGGAAGGAAAAACCAGGGACUUUAACUCAAAAUGGUCAUGUGUUAGAAUCUUAUAUGGGAACUUAUUUUAGAGGCUGGCUUAGUGAUACUGGUUUGUUGCCAGAUAGUUGCCCUGAUGAAGAUCUGUUCUAUGUUUAUGCUGACUUGAUGCAAAGAACUCUGGCAUCAGCUGAGGCUUUCGUGAGAUCUGCUUUUCCUGAUUGCAAUAUAAUAAUUCAUAGUAGUGAUAAAAAGUCUCAUUCAGUUUUACGUUCACAUAUUCAUAAUAGCAGUGACAGCUUUAGGGAAAUAGCAAUCCAUGAAAUGAAAGUUAAGAGGAAUGGCUUACAUUUGAAAAAAUCGUAUAAAAAAAUGGAAUCAAUUUUAAAGUAUCAGCAUUCAGAUCGUUGUAAAGAGGAUAAAAAAUGUGAUAUGGCCAGUGAGAAGAAUGUCGUAAAAGUAAAAGUCGGUAAAAAGCCUAAAGUCAAGGGUCCCUUACAACUAUGCAAUGAAGUAACUGACACCUUUCUAAUGGAGUACUAUAAUGGUUUGGCACGACGGAAAGUUGCGUGGGGAAAAAUUUCAAGCAAAAAAGACUGGCACUCCAUCUUAGGACUCUACGCUGGUUAUCAUGAUGUUGUUUAUAACACAACACAUGUUGCCAAAGAUAUUGCUAAACCAAUUAUCAUGUUCAUGAAACCAUUAUUUACAAAUGAGAGUCCGAAAGUAUCACUAUUAAUGGGACAUGAUUCAAAUAUUAAUGUACUUUUAAAGGCAAUGCAUUUUAAAAAUUUCGUGUUGAAUAAAUCACUGCUGUCUGUGCCAAUUGGAGGCAAAAUUGUCUUCCAGAAAUGGUAUGAUGUUGUUAAAAAAGAUUACUUCUUGAAAAUUCAGUAUGUUUAUCAGUCAACUAAGCAGAUCAGAAAGAUGGUUGUCUUAUCGCGGGAUACUCCUCCUCAGUUUUCAACUUUAGAAUUAAAAGGUUGUGCCGCAAAUGAAGAGGGAUAUUGUCCUUGGGAUGUAUUUAUAAAGUUUUUAAAUGAUUUAUAUACUUGAUAGCGAAAUAUCUCAAAUUUUGAUCCAUAUAGUUAAUUUGAAAAUAUUAAAAGUUCAGAUUUAAUAUAUGUGUGUAUUGCGUUUUUGAUUUAAAAUAAAAUUU
Messenger RNA from Leptidea sinapis, 1349 nucleotides. Its product is annotated as glucose-1-phosphatase-like. The coding region runs from base 8 to 1246 and encodes 412 amino acids. The record is from RefSeq and is a predicted model, not a curated record. Gene Ontology annotation, molecular function: sugar-phosphatase activity. Gene Ontology annotation, cellular component: outer membrane-bounded periplasmic space. The transcript has a single exon. Gene Ontology annotation, biological process: dephosphorylation. Lineage: Eukaryota; Metazoa; Arthropoda; Insecta; Lepidoptera; Pieridae.